AUGGAAGAAACACUAUUAUUGCCAUCACCUAAUUGGUUUCAAGCUUCUGGUUUGAGUGUUAGCGGUGAUGGUUGGUUGGUUUAUGGCGGUCCUAGCAAAAGUCUUUGCAUAUUGGAACCCUUACCGCAAAAUGUAAAUGGUCUUAUCCAGGGAGAUCGCUAUCGAGCUCAUGUACUAAACAGGGCUCACGGAGAAAAAAUUGUUAGUGUCGACAUUUCUCCAGAAUGGCCUGAGAAAAAAGCGGUGUUAUCUGGCAGCACAGAUGGUUCAGUGAAGCAGUGGAUUAUAGAAGUGGACAGUAAUAAAUACAAAAUUAAAUCCACUCAUAGCCAUGAUAUACACUAUAAUGAUAAAGAGGAGGUAACAGGAAUUGGAUAUAGCAGUGGAGUGUAUGCAGUCACAGUGGGCUGUUUUGGUAAUAUAGUAAAAUGGAAUCUUAAUUCCAAUGUUGUAAAGACAUAUAAUAAUUUUCUCAAAAACUUCAAACCAACCUGUAUGUCAUGCUCACAGCACAUCACUUUACACUUAGCUGUGGGGACAAAGCAAGGGGUAAUUUUUGUUUUGGACUUAAAUGGUACUGGAAAAAUUUUAUAUAAAGUCCGAGGGCAAGAUGAUGAAAUUGUCAAUGCAAGUUGGUGCCCCCAAUAUAAUGUUGCUGUAAAAAAAUAUCUCAAAGAAUCUGAGAAGAGGAUAAGCGCCAAUGAGAGAAUGAAUAAAAUUAGGCAAGAACCUGAAGAUACUGCUCAAAACUUGGAUCAGUCAGCUGUUUCUAAGAAACUUCCUGAUGAUAGCUUUGAUGAAUCUGUGGUUGUGCAGGAAGAUGACUUGUUUGAUAUGUAUAAGGAUGACGAGACAGAUGAAUUUGGGCCAAAGAAAUAUGAACCUGAGGUGAUAUUAGUUAAAGUCAAAGAGGAAGUUGAAACAGAUGUCAGUUAUCUAGAUGAAUGUAUGAAAUUAAAAGAAGAAAUUUUAAAGAGAAAAAGUGAACCAGAACCUAGUAUGGCCAGCCUAGUAGAAGCUUUAGAAAAAACACAUGUUGAAAAUGAACAUAAGGAACAUGAAGAAGAAGAAGAAACAUGCACAAGUGAAGAAAAAAGUGAAGCAAGUAUUCACACACAUAAACAUCUUUUAGCCACAGUUGGGAAACAAGGAGGAGUUCGAAUAUGGUCAAAGACAGGAAAACUGGUGGCCAGUUGUGCUGUACCUAACGCUGGAAAUAAGAACCAAAGAAGUAAAUUACCCAAUUUUACCACUUUGUUGUGGUACAGAGCUGACACUCUGUUGAUAGCUGAUGGCAAGAGUCAACUUUUGCAGUGCGAUCCUUUAAAAGUUGAUUGUAAAAACAAGUUGGAAUUUCAAGUGGUCCACUCAAUUCACAAACGUGGAUUAUUUAGUAUUGUCACUGAUGCUCCAAAAAUCCAAACUAUUGAGGAAAUAGAUGCAGCUAAGGCAAAUCAGUGGAGCAUAUGGACAGCUGCACAGGACAGAAACUUGGUUCGAUAUUCUUUGGAAAGAAAACAGAAGCUUUCUAUUCUCGCAACUUGUGGGGGUUUCCUGUAUAACAUACAGCCAUGCCCAUAUGAUGCUAGGAAGGUGGCAGUUAGUGUUGGCGAUGGCGCAGUGAGGGUCUGGGAAGCAGAUAUUGCAGAUGAUGAUGACACUAAGCUGUGUCUAGGCAAUGUGUCCACAUACUGGCAGAAUGUCCAGGGGAAGGUGUUGUCCAUUGCUUGGCAUCCUACAAAAGAGAAUUUACUCGCGUUUGGUACAGCUGAGUCUAGGGUGGGUUUAAUCGACACAAAUGGCAAAACGGAGCGAGCGGCGCGAACUCUCGUGCCUGCAUUAACUGGCGGCGUGUAUUCGCUGUGUUGGGGCAAAGGAGAGCAAUUAUUUGCUUGUGCAAAUGGAAAAUUUGCAGUUUACGAUACCAAACGACCCGAUCAACCUCCAGAGAUGAUCAAAGUUUGUAUGGAGGGCCAGCAGUGGGAAGUGAGUUGCGUGCAAUGUUUGGUUGAUUCGCUAGUCAUCGGUACCAACAAUGGCGCUGUGGCUGUGCUCGAGCAACAUCCCUCCUACAGCGUGUUAGCUGUCAACUAUGCUUACACAAAAAUGAUUUAUAAUGUCCAGUGGCACCCUCAGCAAACUUCAGAAUCGAAUGACAAAUCUCAGUACAAAAACCUAGUAGCAGUGACAUCACUAGAUAAGCAAAACACCAUUACCAUUCUCGAGUAUGGAGUAAAAGAAGAUGGUACUAAACAGCUCCAGUUAUGGAAAACAUUAAGUGGUCACAAAAGCUCCAUAUAUCAAGUGGCUUGGAACCCACACCGGGAUGAACUAAUACUAUCCACUUCUCAUGACUCCACUGCUCGGGUGUGGGACGUCGCACAGGGCGUGUGCGUGUCAAUAUUCAGCGGGCACGCGCCGAGCGCGCUGAGCUGCGCGUGGAGCGCGUGGCCGCAGCUGCACGCGCUGGCGCUGACGGGCGGCGCCGACUGCGCGCUGCGCCUGUGGCGCGCCCCGCACCACCCCGCCGCCGCACACGCCGAUACUGUACAACAUUGUGGGAUUAAAAAAGACAAAAGGAAGCACUAUAAAGAAAAGAAAGAAGAGAAAAAAGCUGAAGAAGAUAAAAAUGAAGUAGAAGGUCAGGCUCACUUAGCCAGCGUAGAUAAAAUAAAAAGUUCGAAAAAAUAUCUGCUGCCUAUUAUCCACAAGCAGAUCGUCAGCUGUCAUUUACAAGGUGCAAGAAAAAUGUUACAAAAUUAUAUAGAAAAGAACACAGAAAGUUGUAAUGUUCAAAUAGAAACAGGGAACAAAGGCGAAGGUGAUUUCAAUAAAUUGACAGAAAAUGAAAAUUCGUCUGUUAAUAAUAAAGAUGCAUCCUCAUCUAAUGAUGAUGUAUCCACAUCUAAUAAAGAUGCAGCCACACCGGAUAAAGAAGUUAACACAAGUGAGAAAGACGCUACUGCUGAAGUUAAAAAUGCAUCCUCGCAAAAUAAAGCAUUUGGAACUGACUUUGUGAAAAUGUUUGGCAGUACCAAUGAGAUUAACGAAGUUUUAGAUAUGGAAAUGGAGCAACACCUUAGCGCUAGUAAUGUUGAGGCGUGGAUCAUGCUGUCGAUACUUCGAGGUCAUAUCGAUGCCAUGAUACAGUUCGCAAGCCAGAGAGACCUCCUAUGUCCUUACCUCAUUAGUAUAUCGCCCUGCGUAUCUUUUAAAUAUUGGAAGGACGCUACACAGCUGUAUCUGGCACAAUUAGAUAGACUCGUUGCAAAAGGGGAAGAAGAUAAAUUGUUACAAUUUAAAAAUUACGGUGGCGUAGUGUAUCGUAAAGUUGGAUUGUUACUAAGCAUGCACGAUGUGAAGGGCGCCGUUGCUACUCUCAUAGAGUCUAGACUUUACAAAGAGGCGUACAUAUUGUGCAGGACAAGGCAUAUGGAUAGCAUAGCGUCGGAAACACUGCAUAAAUGGGCUAAGGAUUGUUACUACACAGGCAGCUGGACUAUGGCUGCCAUUUGUUACAUUGCUCUUGGAGAUUUAUCUCAAGCUGCCACAAUACUUGGGAAAUCAAAUGAUCAAGAAUGUUUAUGCUUGGCUGCAGAUAUAGCAAAGGUGGCUGGAUAUAACACGUUCGCAGAUCAUAUAGAGGAAAGAAAGUUGCAAAUAAAGUCAAAGGAAACAAAAACAGAAACCGAUAAGUCAUUAGCAGAUUUACCAUCCAGGAUGGAACUUUUAAUGAAGAGCGGAAUGGGUGGAGACACCCCAACGCUAAACGUAACUGGUUCUGAAAUUAACGAAUAA
This is a messenger RNA of Parnassius mnemosyne (clouded apollo), 3798 nucleotides long. The record is from the annotation of a GenBank genome assembly. NCBI's taxonomy places the organism in Eukaryota, Metazoa, Arthropoda, Insecta, Lepidoptera, Papilionidae.